CUCUGGCCAAUGAAUACCCUGGACACCAUUUGGAUCCUUAGUAUGAAUUGUAUAUACAGUAUGAGACUGCCUGUUUAAUGACCUGGAAGUAUUUUACGUAAUUGUAGGAGGCUGUUACCAUGUUUGAAGAUUUCACCUUAAAAAUCAAGAACGUCACGAAAGACAAGGCCGGCCUAGAAGAGGUUAAAACACUGAAAACAUCCAUCUUUGAGGUGGCAGAGGCCAUCGAGAAAUUUGCUCUUAAUUACGGCAACCGACACCUGAGAGGAAUGAGGCUUUCAGAAAGGAUCGUUUCCCCCAAAAUGGAUUUCAUCAUAAAAAUCAAGAACGUCUCAAAAGACAAGGCCGGCAUGGAAGAGGUUAAAACACUGAAAAAAUCCAUCUUUGAGGUGGCAGAGGCCGUCGAGAAAUUUGCUCUUAAUUAUGGCGAGCAACACCUUAUUGCAGGGAUGCCUCCAGAAAGGAUCGUUUCCCCCAAAAUAGUGUUGGCCAUUCAAAAGGCCUAUCGCCAGAAUAAAAGUGGUUUCCACUUUGAGGAACAACAAUGGCAAGCGAGAAUCGAUAUUGCUUCUUCAAAUUUUGAGGAAAAUGUUAAAGGAUCAUUGGUAGUUGCGUUUGUGUACAAGGAUCUGCAUGACCUACUUCUGACAGAUCAAGCCAUCAGGAGUGAAACAGACAACCAAAGACGUAAUGUUGCUUCCUUGGUUUUGGUCCAUUUUCAAAUACAAUUUCUUCAUAGGAAUAUCAACUCCAGGAUAAUGGCCGUAACUAUGGACCCCAAGCCAGAAACAUUGAGAGAAAAUGUCACCCUAAAGUUCAAAAACCUAAAGGUCUUGGCAGCGGAGAAACGCUGUAUGUUUUGGAGUAACCUCAGCAAAAGCUUUUCAGAGGAAGGAUGUCAUGUAGUUACAUCAAAAAGCAACUCAGAAGAAACAUUUUGCAGGUGCAAUCAUUUGACGCAUUUUGCCGUCUUAAUGGACUACGACGGUAGCACAAAGGUGAUAGCUGCCUGUAUUACAAUAGCAGCUCUGAUGCAGUAUUUCUUGAUGACUGCUUUCUGUUGGAUGCUGAUCGAGGGAAUUUAUCUCUACUUCUUCGUUGUGAAAGUUUACAACAUUAACACCAAGAUGUACAUGUAUUACGUCAUCUCAUGGGGUCUUCCACUGAUCAUGGUGGCCAUGUCACUUGGCAUCGCUGCUGGAAAAGAAGGGUUACAAAGCUAUACGAGUGAUAAACACUGCUGGCUUUCCUCGACUAACAACCUGAUCUGGAUAUUCGUCGCCUUUGUGGCUUUCAUUGAAGUUCUCAACAUCUUGAUACUCGCACGAGUGAUAGAGGAGAUGACCAACUUGUUGCAGCCAACAGGAGAAGACGACCAUUCCCAUCAAAUACGAAUUGGCAUUAAAGCAUGCGUGGUGAUGAUUCCCCUGCUGGGCGUCACGUGGCUAUUUGGUCUCCUCUCGCCUGUACAUAAAGCAUUCGUUUACAUCUUCACCAUACUUAACUCUUCUCAGGGUUUCCUAAUUUUCGCUCUACAUAGCAUGCGAAACACUCAGAUCAGAGAGCGUUUCAAAAGAAAGAUGAAUAUCGUUUUUCCAUCCUCUGUAAAGAACAACUCUACAAGGAAGAGCUCACAGGUCAAUCCAAGUGAGGCUGGGGAUGAAUGGGCAGUUGAAUUGCAGUCGUGCUGAAUUUGAAUCGAAAUCGCACUUAACUUAAUUAACUGGAUCCGGCCGACCGGAAAUGAUGGUCAAUUACUCAGUAAAAUCACUUAGUUAACAGCAAUAGGUCGGUAAGGAUCUAUCUGACUUGCGAUCUGCAGGUAAAAAGAGAUCUUUCUUACCAUUAUUGUUUAAGCACUCAACUAGCUGUAAAUGUAACCUCUUCUUUAUGAUUAUGAGAUUAUUUUCUAGGCGAUCGCAUAUUUGCAGGAAACAUUUAUCGAAAUAAACCAAUCUAUAAAUUUAAA
Molecule: messenger RNA, 1969 nt
Organism: Pocillopora damicornis (cauliflower coral)
Lineage: Eukaryota; Metazoa; Cnidaria; Anthozoa; Scleractinia; Pocilloporidae
Product: adhesion G protein-coupled receptor D1
Biological process (GO): cell surface receptor signaling pathway; G protein-coupled receptor signaling pathway
Cellular component (GO): plasma membrane
Molecular function (GO): G protein-coupled receptor activity
Source: RefSeq, a predicted model, not a curated record